Peronospora belbahrii is the source of this 1500-nucleotide messenger RNA. The record is from the annotation of a GenBank genome assembly. Lineage: Eukaryota; Oomycota; Peronosporomycetes; Peronosporales; Peronosporaceae.
AUGCUGACGUCUCUACGGACAGCGCGCUUUUCGCUACGGUAUCAUUCAAGUAUAUGUGGUUUAUCAUUAAGGCAUUUGUGUCUUCAUUUUGCGCAACUUCCAGUGCCGUAUUCAAGUCGUAAUUCGCUCUACUUGACACAAAAAAAGCCAUCGUUUCGAUCGUUAGCGACGAUUGUUUCGAAUGAGCAAGAGAUUAAUGAGAAGAAAGAGAAAGAAUGGAGAGAGGAGAAGAAGAAGAAGAAGAAUGAUGAGGACAAUGAAGCAUUCGUGACACAUAUUCGUGAAUCUACGUAUCCAUUCCCCAAACCACGAACUGAUAUUAACAAGGCUUACUUUCCAGGAGAAGUAUACCGUUCUACGUCAAAGGACGUGGUGUUUCGUGCUAUGUCAGGUAAUACAGCUAUCACGGUACUUAAGGUAUUGGCAUGGCUUAAGACUGGCUCCAAUGCAAUGCUCUCAGAGGCUAUUCACUCACUUGUGGACACUGGUAAUCAAGCCAUUCUCAUUCUGGGUCUUAAACAGGCAUCAGGUGUACCGGACAAGAAGCAUCAGUAUGGAUACGGACGUGCUGCGUACUUUUGGUCGCUCAUUUCUGCACUAGGCAUCUUUUGGUUAGGUUCUGGUGUGACUGUUGUUCACGGUAUCCAGUCAAUCCUAGAGCCUCCAAAAGAUCUUACCCUGUCGUGGGAAAUCUGGUGUGUGCUUGCGGCUUCUUUCAGUAUCGAUGGAUGGGUGCUUAAGCGGUCAGUACAGGAAUUACUGGCUACCAAACCUGAAAAUAUCUCUUUUUACCAGCACGUAAAGCGGACGAAAGACCCGUUUAUGAUGGCUGUCCUGCUUGAGGAUUUAUCAGCUUGUGUAGGUGUUGUUAUGGCUGGAUGCGGCAUUGGGGCCAGCCACAUUACGGGCAACCCGCUGUGGGAUAGCCUUGCAAGUGUUUCCAUUGGUGUGCUGCUUGGUGGUGUUGCAGUAUCACUCAUUCGUUUGAACCAAAAGUAUUUAUUGGGCCAGUCAGUGGAGCCGGAAAUUGAAAAAGGUAUCCGCGAGUUGCUGUUGGCGCGUCCGUCUAUUGAUAACGUGUAUGCUGUCCAGUCACAAUGGGUUGGACCAUCGACAUUUAGCUAUAAGGCUGAAGUGGACUUUGAUGGAACGUACUUGGCUGCGAAACUAUUACGAAUGUACAAGCCUGUAUUUAUGGAAACAAAAGAUCUAGAGAAUGAUCUACCUCUCAUUCUCGCUUGGUAUGCGGAGGAUGUGACCCGUCUUGUUGAGAAAGAGGUGCAAGAGGCCGAAGAGGUAAUUCGCGGCAUCUACCCCGAGGCCGCAUUUAUUGAGCUGGAACCUGAUAGUAAGGAGUCAGAGAUGCAAGCUGUGUUAAGCAUGCAGACAAAGUCUUCCCGUACUAGUGAGCGAGAAGCUAUGACGCGAGCAUUGGCCCUCCUUGCACGGACAUUAGAGCGCAAGACAACAGAGACUGAUCAUUUUAGCUCAAAACGAUGA